This is a messenger RNA of Solea senegalensis (Senegalese sole), 3796 nucleotides long. RefSeq names its product E2F transcription factor 4 (gene e2f4). Bases 264 to 1430 code for a protein of 388 amino acids. Gene Ontology annotation, molecular function: RNA polymerase II cis-regulatory region sequence-specific DNA binding; DNA-binding transcription factor activity, RNA polymerase II-specific; protein dimerization activity. The transcript is spliced from 11 exons. Gene Ontology annotation, biological process: regulation of transcription by RNA polymerase II. NCBI's taxonomy places the organism in Eukaryota, Metazoa, Chordata, Actinopteri, Pleuronectiformes, Soleidae. Gene Ontology annotation, cellular component: RNA polymerase II transcription regulator complex. The record is from RefSeq and is a predicted model, not a curated record.
AACCGUCCCGUCAUACCUCGCGUGGCCAACGGCUCUCCACCGAAAGCUGGCUCAUUGAAUUAUUGUACCCAGGCUGUUCAGCUCAUUUCAGGCUAAUAACUUGGAGCUACAAGGGUUGGACUUGCUUAUUACACACCUACAACUCGCCGCACUCUUCCCCGGCCGUCUGUUUAUCUCGCUGCGGCGGUGGGGCGUGCUUUCCUGGGCUCGCUGACUGGGUUUGGUCGGGGAGUCAGGGGGAAGUACGGAACUGGUCCCGAGUGAUGAUGGAGCUGGAGUCGGCCAGUAAUAGAGGAGAACUGGGAGCAGUGGGGGACUCUGGCCAGCCACCGACCCCGAGCAGACAUGAGAAGAGCUUGGGGCUGCUCACCACCAAGUUUGUGACUUUAUUACAGGAGGCAAAGGACGGAGUGUUGGACCUGAAAGCGGCUGCAGAUACAUUGGCAGUGCGGCAGAAAAGACGCAUUUACGACAUCACUAAUGUGUUAGAGGGAAUUGGACUUAUAGAGAAGAAGUCCAAGAACAGUAUCCAAUGGAAGGGUGUAGGUCCAGGUUGUAACACCAGGGAGAUUGCCGAUAAGCUGAUCGAUCUGAAAGCGGAGCUCGAUGAUCUGGCUCUCAGGGAAAAUGAGCUGGACCAGCAGAGAGUCUGGGUCCAACAGAGCAUCAAGAACGUCACAGAUGACACCAACAAUAGCCCUAUGGCAUAUAUAAAACAUGAAGACCUCUGUGGAGCUUUCAAAGGUGACACACUCCUAGCAAUUCGUGCGCCCAAUGGGACACAACUAGAGGUGCCCAUACCAGAGUCUGUCCUCAAUGGUCAAAGGAAGUACCAGAUCCGUCUCAAGAGUUCAUCUGGUCCCAUCGAGGUUUUGCUGGUGAAUAAGGACCCAUCUAGUGCCUCUCCUGUUGUUUUGCCCGUCCCUCCUCCGGAUGACAUCCUCCAGAACCUCCCAGCACCUACCUCCCAGUCAGCCGCCGCUGCCUCCCAGGUCCACAGAAAUGUCCCCAAAGCAGUUCCAGCAGCUUCUAUAAAACCUGGUCCUGCCUCAAUAACCGCAUCAACACCAGUGACAGAAGUGACGAGCACCACACUACUCACACCAACAGAUACACCUGCUGCAGUCACUCAGCAACUGCAGUCUUCUGCGUCAUUAGACGGAUCUGUGUCCUCAUCCGCCUCUGCGGUAUUUGAACCGAUUAAGUCGGAUCCCUCUGAAUUGCUGGACUUCCCCAAAGAACUCUCAGAAAUGUUUGAUCCAACAAAAGAAAUUAUGAGUGGAGAUUUGUUGGAGGAUUUGAUGGCAUCAGAAGUGUUCUCGCCGCUACUCCGCCUGUCCCCUCCACCCAGCGACCAUGACUACAUAUACAACCUGGAUGAGACAGAAGGCCUGUGCGACCUCUUUGACGUCCCUAUUCUCAACCUCUGACCUCCGAGUCUGUCGUCAGUGCAGGAAACAGUUGCCCUCACAUGCUGAUCUCUCUUCAUUGUGUCCCAAGUUUUCCCCCUUGCUGUCAGGGAAGGUAAGGAGAGGUGUGAGAAAGCCGUUAUGAUCUGACAAGCCUUCAAGGACACCUCUGCACCGACACAGCGAGCUCAAGCCGAGCACAGUCAGACAGUAGCUCGAUGUACAGCCUCCUGCAGAAAUACAGAACAAAACAUUUUUAUUCACUGCUUUUCCAAGGAAACGGAGUCAAAAGAAAUAUAGACAGAUGACUAUAUUUUUGGAUUAUUGUGUAUUAUAAAUCUACAUGUUUUUGUGUAUUAGCUUAACUGUGUGCUUGUGAGUGAAUGUAUAAGCAUUCUUUACAUGGGUGUGGUUGUGUGUCUGUGUGCCUGCUUCUUGUCUUUGAAUUGAACACUCUUUUAUUUUAAGUCAGACGCCUCCAGGAAAAGAAGAAAGAAACCUAUCAGAGCAUAGCCUUCAUCUCCCAGGCAGCUGUUCACUUGUGGCUUGAAUGAGUUCAAGCAUAACUGGUUAAAUAUGCACUGUCCUCAUGUACAUAGAGAAUAUAUAUUUUGUAAUAUCUCACAAAAGAUAAUUGUUUUUAUUACGGACUACAUGUGAGACACAGGCAGAGCAAAAAUACAAAAAAGGGUUAAUGACACAAAUGAAGCGCUGAAGUAAAGUAUUGCUGAGUUCCAGUUCCUGCACGAUGAUCUUAAACUAAGCUAUUGAUGCAAAUUAACUUUAUUAAGUAAUAAGCCACGGACCAAAAGAAAACAAUACCAGGCUAAGGGGGGAAGUUUUUAGAGUAAUACCUUUUUCCAUUAAUCUGUAGUAGGCAGGGUUGCAAGAAUACAAAUGUAUUUUUGAAUUUUGUUUUUUAAAAUAUCACAUUCUGAAUAUGGAUGCUCUGUUCUGAGCUAUUCAUCAGAUGAGUAAGGACAGACACACAUGCUUCACAUAAACAGAUGAGGCAGUCUCUCCACCCAUAUUGACAGGUUUUAUUGCAUGUAUUGUCCUCUUUUAAACCCUUUUCUUUUUUUAGAGUUGCUCUCAAGUGUAGGCAGUUGAUGCCAAUGCUUGAAUUGCAAACACCCAAAGGACACGUGUGUAUUUGCUUAGUUGAUGAGCCUUUUUUGAGUGCUCGCUUUCUCUGAGCUGCCCUGUGAUUGGUCUACAAAGUCUUUAGCCUGAUUUCCCCAAGUCUGGAAACUGAGCCCAAAGAAGGUGCAGGAGUCUCGUUCUCUCCCAGAUCACUUGAUGAUUGAAAUAUUAUCUUAGAAUUAUUAUUUCUCAUCAAAAACAUUUAGCCUACUACCGCUACUGCUUUUAGCAAAAUCUAAACGUCUCCUGUAAACUCCAUAUUAUAACUACCAUGUUCUUAUACUGGUAGAAUAACGCCACUUCCGCACCGAGUAGUUUGAUUAUUAAGAGAAAUAAAAAAUAAGCAUGCCUUCAGUUUAAUUUGUCACGAUUGGACCUUGUCCAUGUACAACUUAAAUGGUGCACAUCAGAAGUAACUUAUUUCCCCCCUUUUCCAGAUUCAGUUUUGUUGUGAUUAUUUUUUAACUAUAAUGUUUGUAUAUGAAUACCAUCGUACUCAGUUAAUUUGUAUGUAAAAGGAUGUGUAUUUUUGAUGUGUUUUUAUCAUGCAUAUAGUCACCGUGUCAUUAAAUAUGACCAUGUUUUUGUAUAUUUGGCACAGUUACUGUUUGUCAUGUUUAUGUUUUAUUCCUUUUCCAGUCUGUCUGUUCAUCCUUGUCAAUAAUCAACAAUUACAUUUUUAAAGUUUAAAUAUUCUCUCUCUGCAGGGGAUGGAUUAUUUGUUACCAGUCAAACUGCAUAAUAUCAAUAUUUGUUUGUCUAUGGUGCUUUUUUUUUUCUUCAGUAAAAAUCACUCUUUGUGUAACAAUAUCCUGUUUUUUGCCUAGGAUGACAAAUGUAUGUAUGUAUGUACAGUAUGAACUGUGUAUAUCCUUCUGUACCGCUUGUAUAGAAUAGCAUUUAUUUUUAUACCUGCUAGAUAUAUUAAGACAUGAACAUGGCUAACCAAUUUGCAGCUACACUUAACGUUUUAAGGGAUUUUAUCCACAAAACCUUUCCCGCUUGGUCAAAGCAUUUUGUCUCAUCAUUGCACUUUACAUCACUGUGGACAUACAGGUUCACUCUUGGUAACCAGUGUUGUGGACGACUUUGCGUGAGUAGCUGGAGAGUUUUAACAGUUGAGUCAUGUCCGUGUGCAGACAUGUGAGACGCAAACCUACAGGUUGUUUAUAUUUUAACAGGCUCACUAUUGUAAAGAUGUAGUUGCAUCAAAUGACACAGAAUAAACUCUUUGGUAUUCUUUA